GUGACUUUUCCCCACACUUUCUGCCCAAACAUGGCUUUAACAACCCAAACCUGUUUCCUUCAAAAACCAUUCCUUCCUUCUCCUUCUCGUGCUUUUUCCCCUUCUCGAAAACUCCGUCUCAUUUCUGUCCGCUGCUCCGUAGCUUCCGCCCCGUCUGCGGCGGUGACGGCCUCCAAAGAAUGCAAGGUCAAAUCGGUCAAGGCUAGGCAGAUCAUUGACAGCAGGGGUAAUCCCACAGUCGAGGUUGAUUUGAUCACCGAUGAUAUUUAUCGAUCAGCCGUUCCCAGCGGCGCCUCUACUGGGAUCUAUGAGGCACUUGAGCUCAGGGAUGGUGACAAGAGCGUGUAUGGCGGAAAAGGUGUGCUCUCUGCCGUCAGAAACAUCAAUGAAAUUUUGGGUCCUAAGCUUAUCGGCAUUGAUGUCAGAAAUCAAGCGGAUGUAGAUGCUGUUAUGCUGGAAAUCGAUGGCACUCCAAACAAGUCAAAGCUCGGAGCUAAUGCAAUUUUGGGAGUGUCAUUGAGUGUAUGCCGAGCAGGUGCUGGGGCGAAAGGGAUACCAUUGUAUAAGCAUAUUCAGGAAUUGUCAAGAACAAAGGAACUUGUUAUGCCAGUUCCAGCUUUUAAUGUCAUCAAUGGUGGAAGUCAUGCUGGAAACAAUUUGGCAAUGCAAGAGUUUAUGAUACUGCCAGUUGGAGCAACCUCAUUUUCCGAGGCCCUCCGAAUGGGGAGUGAAGUUUAUCACAUACUCAAAGGCAUUAUCAAAGCAAAAUAUGGACAAGAUGCUUGCAACGUUGGAGAUGAAGGGGGAUUUGCUCCUAAUGUUCAGGACAAUAGAGAGGGACUGGUUUUGCUAAUGGAUGCUAUUGAAAAGGCCGGUUACACUGGAAAGAUCAAAAUAGGAAUGGAUGUUGCAGCUUCGGAGUUCUACACAAAAGAUGGGAAAUAUGACCUAAACUUUAAGAAACAACCAAAUGAUGGAGUGCAUUUGCAUUCACCUCAGAGCUUAGGUGAAAUCUACCAAGAGUUUGUUAAAGAUUUCCCUAUUGUGUCGAUUGAAGAUCCGUUUGACCAAGACGACUGGAGCUCAUGGGCUUCUCUUCAGUCUUCGGUCAAUAUCCAGCUUGUUGGAGACGAUUUGUUAGUCACGAAUCCAAAGAGAAUAUCAGAAGCUAUUCAAAAGAAAGCUUGCAAUGCCUUGCUUCUGAAGGUUAACCAGAUUGGGACAGUGACUGAAUCUAUCCAAGCGGCACUCGACUCUAAAGCUGCAGGAUGGGGAGUGAUGGUCAGCCACCGAAGUGGGGAAACAGAAGACAACUUCAUCGCUGACCUUUCUGUUGGUUUGGCUAGCGGCCAGAUCAAGACUGGAGCUCCGUGUAGAAGUGAGAGGCUGGCCAAAUACAACCAGCUUCUUCGCAUAGAAGAGGAACUCGGAAAUGUCCGCUAUGCUGGUGAUGCUUUCAGAUCUCCUUAGAGGAGUUUUACCAAAUUAGCGUCGAGUCGAGAAACGGUUUGACAAGCCCUGGUAAACUGAGGCCAACCUAUAGAAAAUUUGAGUUUCUGGGAUCUGAAUAAUUUAAGUUUUGCUCUAUGUUAUAUCCGGAGUGUUGAAUGUCAUUGUGUAAUUCUG
Hibiscus syriacus is the source of this 1626-nucleotide messenger RNA. Its product is annotated as enolase 1, chloroplastic. The record is from RefSeq and is a predicted model, not a curated record. Gene Ontology annotation, cellular component: phosphopyruvate hydratase complex. The transcript is spliced from 9 exons. Lineage: Eukaryota; Viridiplantae; Streptophyta; Magnoliopsida; Malvales; Malvaceae. Bases 31 to 1470 code for a protein of 479 amino acids. Gene Ontology annotation, molecular function: phosphopyruvate hydratase activity; magnesium ion binding. Gene Ontology annotation, biological process: glycolytic process.